This is a messenger RNA of Thelazia callipaeda (thelaziosis nematode), 2747 nucleotides long. The record is from the annotation of a GenBank genome assembly. Lineage: Eukaryota; Metazoa; Nematoda; Chromadorea; Rhabditida; Thelaziidae.
AUGGGGCAACUCAAAAGUAAAAUCUUGCAUCAAGCUGGGAUGGUACAUAUUGAUAAUCUGAAGAAUGAUCCUGAUGACCAAUGGUCUAAUUUAUAUCGUGAACGGGAAAAGAACAACUUGUACAAAUGGGUUGGCGUGCGGACAGGAGGCGACCUUUUAGCUGCGUUUGAAAAAGAAGGUGAGGAUGGAGUUCUUAAAUUCGCUAACGAAAAGCUGGUCUCGAUGAUGUAUGAAGAUGGUGUGUCGCCGCAAAUGAUUCGUUUUACCGAUUAUGCAAAAUGGAGGAAAACAAUUGUACCAUAUUAUCUCAUUCUGCUUCCUUUUCAAAACGUGCAGCUGGGUAAAACAGAAAGCAGAAAUUAUGUGAGUCAGUUUGGUAGUAAGUUUCGUGAACACCUUGGUCAAUGGAGACUAAAUAAACGUGGGGUUGAGGGUGAAACGAUCAUACAUUUAUUAUUGAAUCGUGAGGAACCAAUGUGCAAUGAAAUUGCUCGAAUUUUGAUCACGCAUUAUCCCGGCUUAGCUAAUGACAUUUAUCUUGGCGAUGAAAUGUUCGGUCAAAGUGCCUUGCAUUUGGCAAUUGUUCAUGAUGACUACGAAACAGUCCAACUAUUAUUGCAAAGCUCAGCAGAAGUAAAUGCUCGAGCUUCUGGAACUUUUUUUUUGCCUGAAGAUCAAAAAGUUUCAUAUAAAUCAUCGACCAAUUAUCAAGGAUAUGCUUAUUAUGGCGAAUAUCCACUAGCUUUCGCUGCAUGUUUUGGUAAUAAAGAUAUAUAUGAUCUACUUAUACAGUAUGGCGCUGAUCCAAAUCUUCAAGAUAUGUUUGGCAAUACGAUUCUUCAUAUGUGUGUUAUCAACUACAGCAAUUCAAUGUACAGCUAUGCCGUAAGGCACUGGGCAAAACCUGCAGAUCCUAACAUUGUAAAUGCAGCAGGCCUCACUCCAUUGACUCUUGCUACCAAACUUGGCCGAAAAGAUAUUUUUGAAGAAAUGCUUGAAUUAAUGAAAGUAGAAUUUUGGAGAUUUAGUGAUAUGACGUGUAGUGCAUAUCCCCUUACCGCUUUAGAUACUAUCCGUCCCGACGGUUCAACAAAUUAUGAUUCAGCUUUGAUGACUGUAAUUAAUGGCAGUACUCGGGAACAUCUGGAUAUGAUUGGUAGUGAAGUAAUACAACGACUUCUUGCUGAUAAAUGGAAAGCUUUUGCAUCGAGAAAAUUGUUUGAACGGCUUGGUUUGCUCAUUUUACAUCUUAUAUUUCUAUGUUUUGUUGUUUAUAUGAGACCAACUGAACCAGAAAGGUUAACGUACCAGUUAUUUGCUACGGAAUGGAAUGAUUGGGUGCGGUUAUUUUUUGAAAUUUUGACAAUUGCUAGUUGCGUAUUUUUUGUUUUUUUUCAACAGUUCGGUGAACUAAAAACUCAAGGAUUUUAUGGAUACAUUAGAAAUUUGAAAACAGCUCCAGCUAAAAUUGUGUUCCUUGGAGCCAAUAUAUGUAUUCUUAUUUGUGUACCAUUUCGCAUAUUAGGUAAUGUCCAAGUUGAAGAAGCUUUAUUAGUUUUCUCGCUUCCUGGUUCCUGGAUAUUUUUUCUUUUUUUUGCCAGGGGAGCUAAAUUAACAGGACCAUUUGUUCAAAUGAUAUACAGUAUGAUUGCUGGUGAUAUGAUUCGUUUUGCUAUCAUUUCCGCAAUUUUUCUCGUUUCAUUUUCACAGGUGUUUUAUUUUUUGGGCAAAGAUAUGCAUGCAAAACAAGAGCUCAGCGUAUUAAAUCCAGAUUAUUGUGAAGUUAGAGGCUACGAUAUCUUCACCUAUUCAUCGUUUCUGGAAACAUUUAUCACAUUAUUUCGUGCUAGUAUGGGUGGCUAUGAUUAUGAAGAGUUUUCAUGUGCUAACUAUGAGGUAUUAACGAAAAUUUUAUUUGUAUUAUAUAUGUUCAUAAUGCCAAUAAUGAUGAUAAAUAUACUGAUCGCAAUGAUGGGCAACACUUAUACAACCGUCAUUGCACAAGCUGAAAAAGCUUGGAGGCAACAGUAUGCACAAAUUGUGAUGGUAUUAGAAAGAUCGGUUAAAAAAGAGAAGUUAGCGGCAUGUCAGGUAGAAUACAGCAUUAGACUUAACGAAACCAAUGAUGUGGGCAUGGAGAUUCGUGGUCUAAUGGUUAUUAAACAAACCAAAAAAACUCGAGCUAAGCAGAGGAAGCAAGCUAUCGCCAACUGGAAGACGAUUGGUCGAAAAGUUAUUCAUACUGUGGAAAGGUUGGGCGUUGAUUACGCUCGUGACCUUCUUCAUUCACACGAUCGUUUAAUGGAUGAACCAGCUGGUGCCGUGAUAUUAAGACGAGAUACUGCGUUACCUCUUCCAGCAAGAAGCAUAAUAUGUUCACGAGCUACCAGCCUGAUAACUGACAUGCAAAAUCAAGAAAAAGUUCAACCGAAUGAUCAUGCAAAUGAGGAUGAAGUUACGGUAAUCGAUGUUUCUGGUCCACAAUCAUUUCAAAGUGAAGCAACGUCUCGAGACUUCAGGUUGAUAACAACAAAAACAACCACAACCAUGGUACUAGACAAGCCAAGCUUACGAAAAAUUGUAAGAGGCCACGAACUUGUUCCUUCAUUAGAUAUGCCAAAUAUGCCUGCUCUUGGAACUCCACCACGAGCAGUCUCACCACGGAUUCGAACGGACAUGUUUCGUCGUAAAGAUAGCGCCGGUACAAGUUCAUCUUCUGCUAAUUCUGGUACACAAACCAAGUAAGG